Phragmites australis (common reed) is the source of this 2189-nucleotide messenger RNA. RefSeq lists its product as uncharacterized. The transcript is spliced from 8 exons. Bases 296 to 1720 code for a protein of 474 amino acids. Lineage: Eukaryota; Viridiplantae; Streptophyta; Magnoliopsida; Poales; Poaceae. The record is from RefSeq and is a predicted model, not a curated record.
CAGAGAGAGAGAGAGAGAGAGAGAUCAGCGCGCAACAACGAGGCGCUGCAAACGCAACGAAGACUCAGGCCGAGGGCAACGCCCCCCCUCGGAAAAGGCAAACGCGGCGGCGGCCCAAUCCGGAGGCGCGACCGGUUCGGGUCGUCCGUCUCCUCCUUCUGUUCCUCUUCUUGGGGGCGACAAGAAGAGGAAUAUAAGAAGUGGGGGAAGGACAGCACAACGCCGGCGCCUGUGCAGGUAGCCAGGUAGGCCGCCGCCGCCGCUUGGGUGGGGUUGAUCGAUCGGGAGGCGGAGGAUGGCGAGGUUCAUCCUGAGCCUCAUGGAGCUCGGCGUCAGCGCGGCGGUGCACAUGCUCUUCGGUUUCUACGUCUUCAGCACGGCCGUCGCCGCCGACAUCUCGCAGGCGGCCGCCGCGUCCGGGUGCUUGCUGCUGCGGCGGCCAGCUCCCACUGGCUCGGGCGAGGGGGCGCUCGUCGACGUCGCCGCGGCCGGGGAGGACGACGAGAGGAGGGGCGCCGCGCCCGUCGUGCUCCACGGAUCGCCGCCGCCCAUCGUCCUCGUCCACGGCAUCUUCGGCUUCGGCAAGGGGAGGCUCGGGGGCCUCUCCUACUUCGCCGGCGCCGAGAAGAAGGACGACCGCGUGCUCGUGCCGGAUUUGGGGUCGCUCACUAGCGUCCAUGACAGGGCGCGCGAGCUAUUCUACUACCUAAAGGGAGGGCAGGUGGACUACGGCGAGGAGCAUAGCAAGGCCUGCGGCCACGCGCGGUUCGGGAGAAUCUAUCAUACAGGGCACUAUCCGGUGUGGGACGAGCAAAACCCGAUGCACUUUGUCGGGCACUCGGCCGGCGCGCAGGUUGCGAGGGUGCUGCAUCAGAUGCUUGCCGACAAGGCUUUCCCUGGUCAUGAUACUUCUGAAGACUGGGUUCUGAGCCUUACUUCCUUGUCGGGCGCGCUUAAUGGAACUACGAGAACUUACUACGACGGCAUGCUGGCUGAAGAUGGGAGGUCCAUGAAAUCUAUCUGUCUUCUUCAGCUCUGCCGGCUCGGAGUUAUUGUCUACGAUUGGCUAGACAUUCCUUGGCUGAAGAAUUACUACAAUUUUGGUUUUGACCACUAUGAGAUGUCACGGAGGAAAGUAGGCUUUUUGGGUCUUAUUGAUCUGCUGCUGGGGCACACCGGGCCAUUUGCCAGUGGAGAUUGGAUUUUACCUGACCUCACAAUCCAAGGAUGUCUAAAACUCAACUCUACACUGAGAACCUUUCCCAAUACAUUCUAUUUCAGUUAUGCUACAAAGAGAACAAGAAAGCUAUUUGGAAUUACAGUGCCGUCAAGCGUCCUUGGAAUCCAUCCAAUGCUCUUUCUCAGAGUCCUCCAGAUGUGUAUGUGGCGGCACCCUCAAAACGCUCCUCUGCCUUACAAAGGAUACAGGGAUGAAGAUUGGGAAGACAAUGAUGGAGCUUUGAACACAAUCUCCAUGACGCACCCACGCAUUCCUAGUGAGCAUCCAAACCGUUUUGUAGUGGAUGAUUCUGACUGCCAUCCUUUACAACCUGGGUUAUGGUAUUACAAGAUUAUUGAAGCUGACCACAUUCUUUUCAUUGUUAAUCGGGAAAGAGCUGGAGUGCAGUUUGAUUUGCUGUACGAUGGCAUUUUCCAGCGCUGCAGAAAGCAUGCAUUUAGGAAGAGCCCGCCUACUGUACCAAACGAAACGAGUCAAUAGCAGAUUAAACCCAAAGCAAAUAUUUCUAUGUAGUAGAGAGGAAGAAACAAGGAGGCACAGUGUUUUCUUUCGCUUCUCUUUCGCCUCUGGCCACCAUGUAGAUGUUAAUUCAAAUUUGUUAACUGUAAAUUACAUCGUCGAAUUGAUGAGCAUUGCAUACUUGACCUCUCCAGUUCUUGGAAAAGGGGUUCAUGGAGACUGGGAACUUACUCCGACCACCAUGUUAGCGCUUCACCAACCUUACAGUUCAGUGCAAAGAAGCUUUAGGAUUUGCCUUCCAGUGUUGGUUCUCCAUAAAAUGAACGUGAGACAAUGUAUCAGCGGCUGCAAUGACUUAUCCUGAAUGUGGUUAUGAUAGGUUCACAUAUGUGUUCAAAAAGUGAUUUGUACAUAUUGAGGGUUGGUUGGAUGGUGUAACAUUGUAUUAGUAUUAGGCUUUGGUGAAACGAAGUGGUUCAUGAUUCAUGAA